AUGGAAGAAAAAGAAUUACGACAAGACUUAUAUGAAUGUGUGAGUUUAUUAGAUGUGGCCCAUUUCAAUUGUUGUUUGGGGAAUGAGAAUAACGCCAAACAACAAUGUCUUGAGAUAGUGAAGAUAUUGAAUCGCUUAUCAAAAACGAAAGCAUUUAAAGAAGGAUAUCAUUCUAUAAUAAAGGAUAUAUCUUCAUAUACAUUGAAAUUCUAUGAUUCUAUAGAUAAAGGAAAUCAUUUUACUUAUAGUGAAAAGAUAAUGUGGCUAAGUUCCAAAUUAUAUGGAGAGUUUUAUCCUCCACUUACCGUAUACUCCCAUAAAUUAGAUUCAUUUCAUAGCUAUCUUUUGCCAAUCCAGAAAGUCAUAAAAGAAAAAACCGACAUUCUACCCCUACCUGAAUCCCUUAACGCUCAUUAUGAACAGGUAGAUAUAAAAAAUUGGACUUUAGACUACAAUGCUUUAUCGGAGUUAUAUCAGGACCUUCUAACAAACUGUUCAUUUGUUUCGUCUUUAUUGUCUAUUGUCGAAUUGGACCGUAAGGACCUUCUUGAGAAUUUGAUAUCUCCUCGUCAAGAUCUGUCAAUUUUUAAGUGCCAAUUAUACUUCAAUGGAAGCUCAAGGUUGGUUACCAUAGACAAUACACUACCAUUUUUAAAUGAUUCUAAUAGAAACUUAACCAUCAAUUCUAAUGAGAAUUUGUAUUGGCCUGCUUUGGUUGAGAAGGCUUAUUUGAAAGUCUUAGGAAGUGGUUAUAAAUUUGAGGGCUCUAACAUGGCGAUUGAUACGUACAUGUUAACUACUUGGAUACCUGAAAUCGUUCCAAUAAACAACAGUAAGCUAUAUGAUUGUGAUGACGUUUGGGAAAACUAUUUAUCGAAAUCAGUGUUGCUUGGAAUAGGAACAGGAAAGUUGAGUGUAGAAUUGUCAAAAAAACUAAAUUUCAUUUCUGGCCAUGACUAUCUUGUCACAUCAUUCGAUCCAAUUACUCAUACUAUUGUGUUGAAAAAUCCAUGGAUUGAAAACGAUAACAGUUACAAGAGAACGUUAACAAUCUCAGAUCAAGAUUUACAUCACUUCAAAUAUUUUUAUAUCAACUGGAAUCCAAAUGCAUUUUUUAAAUAUAAGUUCCACAUGACAUUCAUAUACAAUGUCAAAGACAAUACCGGAACUCAUAUGUAUCAAAAACCACAAUUUUCUCUAUUGAAUCCAACCGAAGAUUCUCAAAAUGUCUGGUUACUACUUGAGAAACAUUUACCACUUAAAAACUUUUCGGAACAACUAAUUAACAUUUUGAUUUAUGAGACUCAGCUCGGGGAUAAAGUUAUAGUCUCUAAUCAAUGUAUCAGGGCUAAUAAAGACUCUAGUACAAAUAGCAGAUUAAUGUUGCUCAAAUUUACUAUGAAACCUAAACAAGCUUAUACAAUUGUCAUAUCUAGUACAAUCGCCAACACUUUCACAUUGAAUAUGUACAAUAAUAUAUCUCGCGAUUUCACUUUCACCAAGGCUAAAUUCAAAUAUCCUACCACUAUUCCUACCUUCAAAGAUAAGUGGACAUCUGAUAAUAGUGGUGGAAAUUGGUCAUUAUCAACAUAUAUUGAUAAUCCUCAGUAUGACAUAGAAGUCAAGACAUUACCUACAAACAUCAUGAUUGGACUUUUUAGUGAAUUCAAAGACAAAUUUGUAAAUUUCCAUAUAUUUCAGUCAGACCCAAGUGGCAAAGGGCAUCGCAUAAGGCUAUUUGAUAAAUCAAAAUUGCUCGUUAAUGAAAAAUAUAGCAUGACAUACCAAUUUGAAGAUUUUAAAAGUUUGCAGCCAGGAUUUUACAAAAUUGUGGCAUCCGCUUUUGAUAAUAACUUAAACGGAGCAUUCGAGUUGUUGGCAAUCCAUGAUUCACCUCCGAACAAUAUAUCAAUAACGAAAAUUCACCCAUCAUUGGGCUUGUUUCUCCAAAAAAAGGAGUUUGAUUGGAAUAGUUCAAACCGAUUCAAGCUCUACUUUAAAGCAACUCAAUUCAGUUCUCGUUUUACUUUUCAUUUGAAGCAUUACAGCCAUAUUAAUAAAAAUACAGAAUCACUUUCGGACUAUAGACCAUUCAUAAGAGGAUCAAUUUUUGAUGCAGAGAACAGCCAACCAAUACAGAUAAACGAAGAGUGGAAUGAUUCGCUCUACGGCUUAUUUAUUGAUUGUGAUAUCCAAAAACCUAAAACCUAUAUAUUACUAGUUGAAAGAUUCGAACUGGGAUCGGGCCGAUGUAAGGUUGAUAUUGGCUGUAAUAGAAAAUUCAACAUCUUAUAG
Messenger RNA from Debaryomyces hansenii CBS767, 2295 nucleotides. RefSeq names its product Rim13p (gene RIM13). Gene Ontology annotation, molecular function: calcium-dependent cysteine-type endopeptidase activity. Gene Ontology annotation, biological process: proteolysis. The transcript has a single exon. NCBI's taxonomy places the organism in Eukaryota, Fungi, Ascomycota, Pichiomycetes, Serinales, Debaryomycetaceae. The record is from RefSeq and is a predicted model, not a curated record. The coding region runs from base 1 to 2295 and encodes 764 amino acids.